This is a messenger RNA of Glycine soja, 836 nucleotides long. Its product is annotated as 60S ribosomal protein L9-like. Gene Ontology annotation, molecular function: structural constituent of ribosome; rRNA binding. Bases 67 to 645 code for a protein of 192 amino acids. The record is from RefSeq and is a predicted model, not a curated record. Gene Ontology annotation, biological process: cytoplasmic translation. Lineage: Eukaryota; Viridiplantae; Streptophyta; Magnoliopsida; Fabales; Fabaceae. The transcript has 3 exons. Gene Ontology annotation, cellular component: ribosome; cytosolic large ribosomal subunit.
GUUUUGAAGUUGUGAGUUGAGAGGAUCGUGAGAGGGGCAGUAGCCGAGAUUCCGUGAGUUGCAAAAAUGAAGACGAUUCUUUCCACCGAGACCAUGAACAUCCCGGACGGCGUGAGCAUCAAAGUUCAUGCCAAGGUCAUCGAAGUUGAGGGCCCCCGCGGAAAAUUGGUGCGAGACUUCAAGCAUUUGAAUCUCGAUUUUCAGCUCAUUACUGACGAAAACGGUAAAAGAAAGCUGAAAAUUGACGCGUGGUUUGGUUCUCGGAAAACAUCCGCCGCCAUUCGCACCGCCUUGAGCCACGUGGAGAAUCUUAUCACCGGCGUCACCAAGGGCUACCGCUACAAAAUGAGGUUCGUUUAUGCCCAUUUUCCCAUCAACGCAAGCAUCGGCAACAGCAACAAGUCUAUUGAGAUCCGAAAUUUCCUUGGCGAGAAGAAGGUGAGGAAAGUCGACAUGCUUGAUGGCGUGUCCGUUGUUCGAUCUGAAAAAGUUAAAGAUGAGUUGAUUUUGGAUGGAAACGACAUUGAACUUGUUUCUAGGUCCUGUGCUCUCAUUAACCAGAAAUGCCAUGUUAAAAACAAGGAUAUCAGGAAAUUUCUGGAUGGUAUUUAUGUUAGUGAGAAGGGAACAAUACUGGAAGAGUAGAUGUUGAAAACAACGAGUACCUUGAUGGUUUAGUUUGGGGACCUUUUUUGUUAACUCGUUCAGAUUGGAUUUUACAAUUUUGUGUUGUCAAACUUUUUCUUAUGGGAAUAUUUUUUUUGAAAUCGUUACUUCUAUAUGCUUUGGUGUUGACUAUUCUCUGGAAUUAGUAAUCUAUCUUGCAUUUCUGUCUC